CCGCAGUCUCUGGUCAUCUCCUGUACUAUGUCCGCAGUCUCUGGUCAUCUCCUGUACUAUGUCCGCAGUCUCUGGUCAUCUCCUGUACUAUGUCCGCAGUCUCUGGUCAUCUCCUGUACUAUGUCCGCAGUCUCUGGUCAUCUCCUGUACUGUGUCCGCAGUCUCUGGUCAUCCCCUGUACUGUGUCUGCAGUCCAUUGGUUCAGAAUAAUUUUUUUUUCUCGUUUUUCACCUCUAAAACCUAGGUGCGUCUUAUGGUCAGGUGCGUCUUAUGAAGCGAAAAAUGCAGCAUUUUUUUUUUUU
Molecule: messenger RNA, 302 nt
Organism: Staurois parvus
Lineage: Eukaryota; Metazoa; Chordata; Amphibia; Anura; Ranidae
Source: the annotation of a GenBank genome assembly